Molecule: messenger RNA, 911 nt
Organism: Motacilla alba alba
Lineage: Eukaryota; Metazoa; Chordata; Aves; Passeriformes; Motacillidae
Product: splicing factor, proline- and glutamine-rich-like
Exons: 3
Coding region: 166-711 (181 amino acids)
Source: RefSeq, a predicted model, not a curated record
UCGCUCGCUUUCGGUCAGGAGCCGAGCCACGGUCGGGGCUGACCCUUUACAAGAGGUCUCAGCCCUACUCCUAAAUGUCCCCAGCCCCCAGCUUCCCCAGCAGACAAUGCCUCGCUCCGAGCCACCUCCAGCCCCUAAAGCGAGGCGUCGGAGCAAAGUGCGACCAUGGGCGCAGCAGCUCCAUGGGUGUGCCGCUGGGCUCAUCCCGGCGUGCCUGAGGCCGCCCGCCCUGUAACAGCAGCCGCGGAGAGCAGCGCCCCCGGCCGCACCUGCCCGGCCCCGCCGCCCCCGGCUCUCCGGGCCGGGCCAGAUCCUGAGGCCCUGUUACACCGAAGGCUCGCUGGGGCCGGGCCAGGGCCCGGGGAGUUCCCUACCUGCUCCUGGGGAGCGGGGGAGCCCCGCUGCCGCCUCCCAGAGAGCCCCGGCAGCCGAGGGACCGCGGCGCCGCUGCCCCGGCACGGGCGGCUCCUCCCGGCGACGCCUCACCUUCCCCGCCUGCAAACCUGGCCGUCCCCAGGACGGUGGCGUGGCCCCGGCGCAGGGCAAGGCCACCCCCGUCCCCUCCCCGCCCCGGCGCAGUACGAGCAGCUGCAAACCUCCCUAGUUGAAGGGACCGUGUCGCUGGAAGAGGAAGAGCCCUUCAAGACUCCGUGGAGGCUGUUGGCAGGAGCAUCUCGGGGACAUUGGCCGAUUUAUUUGCUUAUUCAGUAGGCUGUUUUGGCUGCUUGGUCUGACUUGCCCAGACUGUCACUGAGAUACGUGGAAGCUUGAACAUACAGUUCUAUUUCCAGGUCAACAAGAAAACUCAGGUCAAAUUUGUCUUCAGCUAACUUACCUUCUCCUGGUAAAUCAUCCCUCCCAAGUAUGAAGAGGUUAUAUCCACACUGCCUUUCUAAGACCUCUGGUAGUAU